Messenger RNA from Acanthochromis polyacanthus (spiny chromis), 3549 nucleotides. It is a transcript of the gene ccdc28b, whose product is annotated as coiled-coil domain containing 28B. The transcript is spliced from 6 exons. Bases 400 to 1038 code for a protein of 212 amino acids. The record is from RefSeq and is a predicted model, not a curated record. Lineage: Eukaryota; Metazoa; Chordata; Actinopteri; Pomacentridae.
UCAGCUCUUUGUAUGAGAUUAAACAGUGUCGGUAACCUACAGAGCUGCUCCUCCUCCUGGCGCACGGCGCACAGGGCUGACUGGCUCUUUAAGAGGGAUAAAGACGACAGCUCCACACGAGCCAAGCGCAUCGAUGCCGCGCUUUACAUUUCAUCAGUAAUUUACAAACAGCUGCUGCAGGGAUCCUUCAGCACCAUCGUUACUUCUACAUAUUCAUUCAUGUGAAGUCAAACGUUGUGUAUCUCUAGGAGGAGAAAUGCGACGCCGCGUCCAGCCGCGUUGCUCUCUGGUGCGUAAUUGAUUCGGACGUCCUGUACACCAGCCAGGCCGUUGCCCCCCUCACCUUGAGUUGCCCAGAGAGCUCAGUUUUAGAGUUAAGAAAACAGAAUACAUAGAAUAAUGGAGGACAAACGCAAGAAGCGGAGCCCGAAGGUGUCUCUCCCCCAGCCCCCUCCUCCCCCCAUCAACCCCCGCAAGCUCUCCGUCCUGCCUGCCAGCAAAAGUGCCACCUUCUCCCUCGGCCUGCCGCAGCCUCCCUCCCCCAAGAACAGAGGCAAGUAUAAGAGAUCCAUCGGAGCGCCGGGGCAGCCCAAAGAGGUGUUCACAGCCGUCGUACCGCCACCAAAGACCACCAGACCCCACAAGGAGAAGCCCAAGGCGCCCCAGCCAGCGGGGCCCAGUAAAGUAGUCCAGUCUUCCCCCCUGCAGCACUCCUUCCUUACAGAUGUCUCCGAUGUGAGAGAGAUGGAGGGAGGCCUCCUCAACCUCCUCAAUGACUUCCACUCAGGCAAACUACAGGCUUUCGGCAAAGUGUGCUCCUUUGAGCAGCUGGAACAUGUGCGUGAGAUGCAGGAGAAGCUGGCGCGACUGCACUUCAGCCUCGACAGCCAUGUGGAGGAGCUUUCUGAGGACCAGAGGAAGUGUGUCUCUGACCACAACCUGGAACACCUGCUCUGUAAUCUGGAGGAGCUCAGCACCUCGAUACAAAAGCUCAACUUGGCUGAGAACCAGGACCUGCCCAAGACAUCUGGUCCCUGACAGAGUGAGGCGUACGGGACGGCAACCGCGCACACUCAUCUUCUCCCAACAUCUAACAAGUCCGGGUUGCCAUGGCAUUGAUCCAGCUGCCUUAGUAACAGAAUGGAAAGAUCCUCGGGAGGAGGGGCUAUUUUUCCAUUUGGUCAGUGAAGCUGAGGGAACAAUACAGCGACAGGAAGCAGCAGAGCAUUAAAUGAACACUCAACCUAAAUCAGAAACCCCUCAUUCAUAGCACAAAAAAAAAAAAAGAAAAGAAAAAUGACUGCAUGGAACGGGAAUGCGAGAGGAACGUGUUUUUUGUUAGCUUGGAACAGUUUCUCGGCAUCAGCGAACUUGGCUUCAGUUAUUGGUUCUAUCACUUCAGCAAAUAACUGAAUCCAGAUGAGUGUCGUCAUUGGCUCUCUGUUUUUCAUGAGAAAAAAGCACAUUUCAUGAGAUUUGAAGAAUUUCUAUUGUACUUUAGUUCAUGUUAUGCCGUCAUUUUAGUAAGCCAAGGUAUGACUUUUGCACCACAUCCAAGUAGCAAACAUAUUUGACCCUUUUGACAACACCACUGUGGUUUAGCUCAGAAGUUUUUAGGGAGUUUUGCUAUUAUUCCGAAUGCACUCCCUCAUUUUUAUACCUUUGCUAAAAGUUUGUAACUGGAAAACCGACUGGAUUUGCUCAAAGCUGGGUGUUCCUUUCUUAUAACUGUGCUUUUCGAAGGGACUAUGUGAGGAGACCUAAUGUACAAAAAUGUAUUUGAUUAUCUGCUAUGUAAAUUACAGAUAAAGCAGUUUGAUUAUGUGCAGUUCAGCUACUGUUUGUUGACAGGAUUGCCUUGAGGAUUUUUUGAACAAGGGCCCAGCAGCAUCAACCCUCCAAGCACAAGCUAACCCACCCUGCUACUGAAAUGCUGUAAAAUGGCCUACUGUCUCAUGUAGGUCACACAGGGAGUCCAGUCUGACACAGGAGGACAUUCAGUUGUCUCUCGUGACACUGUGUUGGACAGCGCUUGCACAGUGAAGUGCAGCUGGCAGAAAUCUCUGUACAGUGCUAUUUCAAAAUGGCAGCUACUUUCAUAGUUAAAGGUUUACAGAGAAAGGUUAUGAUUUGUAUUUUAUUGAGUUUCAAAACCUGGCAGCAGUGUGCGAACUACAGGGGAGUCAAGGAGAAUGUGGCUUCUAUGAACAAUACAUGAGCUUUUUCUGAAAUUUUAGAGGCUUUACAAUAUUGGCAAUAUGCUAUUUAUGCCAUGCAUUUCUAUUUUUCCAUAUCUUCAUCAUCACGGAUCAGGCAUAAAAUCAGGUUGUUAUUAAUGUGUGGUUCCUGCAUGAGAUUAUUCAUCACUAAUUCACUUUAGUAAAGAUACCAGCAAUGCAUGCUGAUCUUGUUAGCGUCAUUGAAGCAUGGUAGUGCGAUAUAAUAAACUGAACUUAAACCCAACAAAAAUAUAAACGCAACACUUUUGUUUUUUCUCCCAUUUUUUAUGAGAUGAACUCAAAGAUGUAAAACUUUUUCCACAAACACAAUAUCACCAUUUCUCUCAAAUAUUGUUCACAAAUCUGUCUAAAUCUGUGACAGUGAGCACUUCUCCUUUGCUGAGAUAAUCCAUCCCACCUCACAGGUGUGCCAUAUCAAGAUGCUGAUUAGACACCAUGAUUAGUGCACAGGUGUGCCUUAGACUGCCCACAAUAAAAGGCCACUCUGAAAGGUGCAGUUUUAUCACACAGCAAAUCAUGGUGUCUAAUCAGCAUCUUGAUAUGGCACACCUGUGAGGUGGGAUGGAUUAUCUCAGCAAAGGAGAAGUGCUCACUAUCACAGAUUUAGACAGAUUUGUGAACAAUAUUUAAGAGAAAUGGUGAUAUUGUGUAUGUGGAAAAAGUUUUAGAUCUUUAAGUUUGUCUCAUAAAAAUGGGAGCAAAACCAAAAGUGUUGCGGUUAUAUUUUUGUUGAGUGUACUUCAACCCAAAGAUCAGAGAAAAAAAAAGUUUUUGACACCAGCUGCCAUAAAACCAAGCAGACAAACAAACCUAACCACUGUGCUGCAGAUAGCAUGCAGCAGCAGCUACAUGUAAUAGGUUCAGAUGUUAUAGCUGAAAAUGUGAAAAAAGUGAGCUCCCCAAUAGCCAUGAUGUAGUUCUCACACUGUGUGGCAGAGAACCUUGGCCAUCAUUUUUAAUCCCUGUCAAGCCAAUUACAGCGAUAUGAGUUUUCAACCUGAAACAUCAAAGCAUUGCAAAGUAUUGGUGUGUCUUUUUUUUUUUUUUACUGCUUGCUAAGCCUACCUCUUUUUCAAAGCCUUGGAAUAUGUAAAAGAUUUCUGUCUGGUUGCUCCAUCAAAGAGCCUUUUCAGUCAGCUAUUUCCUAUUAUUUUAACAUAAAGAGGGGUCAUCAACAGAAGGCUAGCCACCAUUAGCUUUACAGACAUGUCAUAUGAAUUAAGAACAUUUAAAAUAAAAAACACUUGUAAAAGAUCUCAUGUAUUCAGGAAAUGCGCCCAUUAAUAAAGGUGAAUUAUGUAAACUAAAA